AUGACACUCUCAGAAUCAUCGACCCCUACAACCACGGAAAAACCGUUUGGUAUUAGCCAGAUCCGUGCCCAUGUUCCCGUGAUCCUCGAUCUCCACAAACACAAUUAUGAUACUUGGCGUGAGAUCUUCGAAACCCACUGUACCAGUUUCGGUGUGAUAGGUCUCCUUGACGGUUCGGAAAAAUCCACACCCAAAACCGAGAAACAAUGGAAGGAACGUGAUGGCUUGGUCAAGAUGUGGAUCUAUGGCAUUGUGUCUGAAGAAUUACUUGACACGAUCUUGAAGGAAAAAUCGCAAGCCCGUGACCUCUGGCUUCAACUCGAAUCGCUCUUCCAUGACAACAAAGAAGCUCAAAUCCUCCAGUUUGAAAACGAGAUUCGUACGCUUGAGAUUGGUGACAAAACUGUCCAACAAUACUGUCACAAACUCAAGACGUUAUCUGAACUUCUCUCCAAUCUCGACUCUCCAAUCUCUGAUCGUAUAAUGGUGAUGCACAUGUUGAAUGGCUUAUCCGACAAGUUUGAUAGCAUCAUCAACGUGAUCAAGCAUCAAACACCGUUUCCUUCCUUUACCAAGCUCGCUCAAUGUUAA
Camelina sativa (false flax) is the source of this 591-nucleotide messenger RNA. Lineage: Eukaryota; Viridiplantae; Streptophyta; Magnoliopsida; Brassicales; Brassicaceae. The record is from RefSeq and is a predicted model, not a curated record.